Molecule: messenger RNA, 7259 nt
Organism: Belonocnema kinseyi
Lineage: Eukaryota; Metazoa; Arthropoda; Insecta; Hymenoptera; Cynipidae
Gene: Dlg5
Product: disks large homolog 5
Exons: 13
Molecular function (GO): protein binding
Source: RefSeq, a predicted model, not a curated record
CAGUGUGCAGUAACUAAUGAAAAUGGCUAAUUGUCAGGCUUGCUGUUGCAGCAGGCGAACCCUAGUGAUUACCUUACUAGACUAGUGGACGUAGUACAGUUUCAUCGGAGAUUAUGGCUUCUGGUGCGUCUUCCUUGGACAGUGCUGGAAGCAGUGAUGGAGCUCUCAAUAUGGAGAGGGAUAGCGGAGGCUACGGCGGUGUCGGAAGUCCUGUCAGGGGCCUCGAAUGCCGGGACUAUGAAGGUUUACAAAAUCAAUGUGAACAAGCAUUGCACCAGCUGCAGCUACUUAGGCAUAAACACAAUGAUAUCAUUCGACGGUAUGAGCAUACUAUGAAGGAAUUGGAGUACUAUCGAACACAGCACGGAGCAGCCAUGAAUCAACUGGAGGCAAAUUCACAGGAGAGCUCCGCGCUCAGGGGAAAGUACGGAGAACUUGUCAAUGACAACCAACGACUGGAUCGAGAGGUUCAAGCUUUACAAAAGGAAGUUUCCGAAUUAAGGUUGCAGAACCAGCAAGUCCUCGGGACUGAUUCGAACAAUAGUGAUAGCAUGAAUCAACAUUAUUUAUCUGCUCUUCGAAAGUAUGAGGCUGUUAAAGACGAGUACGAUUCCCUGAGGAAGCGAUACGACGACAUAGUAUCUUCUCAUUCCUCUGCUGUAAACAAGUUGGAACUUGGACAGGAAGAGGCUGCAAGGUUGAAGAAACAGAACGACGAGGUCAUCCAGGAACGGAACGACCUCGUCCGACAAAGAAACGGAUUCAAACAGCAAUGCACCGCAGCCAUUCGAGAAUGGGAUAACGCUCUCAGAGAGAAAAAGGAGUAUCAAGAAGCUCUUGCGAAGUUACAACAGCAGCACGAGGAGGCUGUCAAGGAAAUUAAUCAAGCAAUGGUUCUUCGUAUGAAGGCUAGUAAAGACAUGAAACGUUUGACGGAGGAAAGAAAUGCAGCUUUGCAGGAAUAUAGUUUGAUAAUGGGAGAAAGAGACACCGUGCACAAGGAAAUGGAGAAGCUCGGUGACGAUCUUACUCAAGCCUACACAAAAAUCACGCAUCUGGAAAACCAAAAUAAGCAGCUCGUCGAGGAGAAAAAGACCCUCUCCUAUCAAAUCGAGACCCUUCAGCGAGAGAUUUCCUCAGCUCUUCACGAUCGGGACGAGGCUUUAAAAGAAUGCAACGAACUCCGGCAGAAAUUUGGUGAUUUCUCGGAAGGAGCAAGUAGAGACUAUAAAAAUCGUUUGGAACUUAAUUCCUAUAGUCGUGAGAGAGAUAACGCGAGUAAAGAAGCAGAAAAGGAAACUAGUAUUCGAGAUUACGCUAAACGAGAAAAGGAACGACUCGAUAAUCUGGACCAGGCAAAUCUCGAGUUAGAUAAACUCCGAAAAUUCGUAGACACGUUACAAGCUGAUCUUGAAGAAGCUGUCCAAGAAGCCGAAGUUUCGAAACGAAGACGAGACUGGGCGUUCAGCGAAAGAGACAAAAUUGUUCUCGAGAGAGAGAGCAUCAGAACGCUUUGCGACAGGCUGAGAAAGGAAAGAGAUCGAGCCGUUUCUGAAUUAGCAAGCGCCUUGAAAGAUUCGGAUAAUAUUAAAAAACAGAGGAACGAGGCUUCGAAGGAGUUGAAGGAUCUUAAAGAAAAGAUUGAAUCUGGAGAUCACGCUCUUCGAACAAGUCAAUAUGGCCACGAUGGUGCUAUUGAAACGGAGGUUAAUGAAUGGGAUGUGUUGACCAUUCAUCUGGACCUUGGACGGCUUUGUUUGGACUCGGAUAGAGAUUUGGGACUGGUGCUAGUCGGAGGUCGAGAAAAUCCACAUUAUCCGAACGAUACGGGAGUUUAUGUAGCGCAAGUCACCCAAGGAAGUAUUGCUGAUGGAAAGUUGAGGAUUAAUGACUGCAUUAUGAGGGUCAAUAGUGUCGACUGCACUUCGGUGUCGACGAGGAUGAUUUUAGAAACUUUAAGAUCUUCGACGGUUGGAGCUGCCACAUUGACUAUCAGAAGGAGAAGGUUGAGCAGAAGAGCUUUGAGGACCACGCAACUUCCUGUUAGCUCGGUUCCAAAUGGUAUUACCUUGGAGAUUGGAAUUUAUAUCUCCAAGAUCUCGCCUGGCAGUCUCGCUGCUAAGGAUGGAUACCUGGCUGUUGGCGAUCGAGUUUUAAAUAUAAACAGCAAGGCAAUGGACAGCGUAACCUCAUCCCACGAGGCGAUGGCGAUCUUGAACGACAACUCCUCAGACGUUCUAACCAUCACAACCCUCAAAGGCAUUCCUCUCCCGACAGCAACAAGCACUGACUCGAUGCCUCUUGACGGGAGCUUCAGUCCAGAGAAGCAAAAAAUGGUCAACAGUUGUUCCCAAACCGAGCAUGAACGUCUCAUGCUGAAAACCACCUCCGACGACUACGAGCGUCGCUAUAUCGCCUCCAAUUUCGGCGAGCGGAGUGUCUACAAAGUCUCAAAAUCCGUCAGCAGUGAAAAGCCCAGCGGCAUCAGUCACGCCUGGGAUAACUUUCGUGAAAAAAUCGAUAUCGUGCGCGGAAGAAGACACAGCAAAGAGCGAGAAGACAAGAAAAAACGACAUCGCAACUCUAGUCCAAACACUUUCGAGCAGGAACAAGUCGCAAUCGCCGAGCUGGACUCCGUCAUCGAGAGCUACCACAAAAAGCCCAACAACGGCGUUUUAAAGCGCAGCAAGCGUCGCGGCGCCGAAAAAGUCGAUAAAAAUGGCGGCACCUGGCCCAAAGCCCGAGGCGGACCCCUACUUCAAAAUGGCACCGGGACGAUUCUCCACCCUCGGAAAACCAAGGAGCGACUUCCACUCAGUGUUCUUCUAAAUCAGCCGCCUAAGUACGAGAGUUACAAUUACAAUCGGAUCUCAAAUCCUAUUCCCUUAACGAAUUUUUCCAACGCCAAUAAUAGGCACACCGUUUUUAUUUCUGACACCAGUAAAUCGACUCAGCUCUUCAGCCAAAAGUCCUUCACACCUGCUCUCCAAUUCAAGGACAAGAAGGCUCUGAGUGAGUUCGACCCCGGAGAAAAUAGAUUGAGCUCCGCCCUUGCGCCUUCCGAAACCAGCAUAGACUUUUCAGUUAAGUCUGGAAACGUUGGAAGGGACGUGGACUACUGCAUGAAAAAGCGAACUCCCAAGUAUCUUCCUGGCGAAAGUCAGGGUGAUCCUCUUCAGCACAAUAGAGCACAUUCUCAGCUUUAUAGUGGAAUGGGAAGCUCGUCAACUUCGUCGACUGUUGGUGCCAGACAACAGAUGGCUGGUAAUUUCUCUUUUCCCCCAUUCACGCACCCGCAUCCGCAUCAGCAAAAUUCUCUGUCGUCGAGGUACCCCUCGCCACCCUCACUACCAUCGGCUCAGUCAGGAGAGUCGCUUGGUCUUCCCGAUGCACGAUCCUUCUGUUUUGAACCACCCUACAGUCCUGGACCUCAGUCGGGGUUUGGACACUUGCACACACCCUCGGACCUUCAUUAUCACCAAACCAGAGCACACCCUCUCACUCCUUACGAUGUUCCGGCCUACACGCAUGGAUAUGAGGGCGGCACCUUUCCAAGGAAGAAGGAGAAUCAGAGGUUCCGGAUACCUUCGAAUCCGAGCGUCACGCCGAAAAAUAGUGUGGGAAAGUUGUCGACGGGUAGUAUAGAGAGAACUUCUGAAAGGGGAAGUCCGAUGCCGACUUUUCACGUGGAGGUGCUGAGUCCUGGAACUGGGGGAAAUGCGAGUGUGAAUAAAAGGUCAAGUAUGCCCGAUUAUUGUUACUCACAACCGAGACCAGCACCUGGUGAAUUGAGAAGAGUUCAUAUUGAUAAGUCGGUAGAGCCAUUGGGGAUCCAGAUCUCGUGUUUGGACAGUGGAGGCGUCUUCGUUUCGACGGUCAGUGAACACAGUUUGGCCUCCCAGGUUGGAUUGCAGAUUGGAGAUCAGCUGCUGGAGGUUUGUGGCAUCAAUAUGAGAAGUGCGACCUACCAACUGGCUGCUAAUGUUUUGAGGCAGUGUGGUAAUUCCAUAACAAUGCUGGUGCAGUACAGUCCUGACAAAUACAACGAACUAGAUGGUUCAGGAUCCUCAAGUUCCUCAGAAGCCGGUGGCGAAGAAGCUGGAAGUCGCAGUGGAUCCCCCACACCGUGCAACAGUCCAGAAGCUCACAGAAAGACCCCCAGCGAACCCCUCGAAUCAUCCGAACCAGAACGAGAUGGUUCCUCGAACUUAAACACAAUGAGAAGCGAGAGGAAUCGAGAUCGGGAGAGGGAACGCGAUGUUAGAGCCUCAGCUUCCGUGGAAGUAAAAAGCAAUCAAGACAGAGAACGCGACAUCCGAAACUCGGCUUCACUGGACAUAAAUAUCAGGAAACCCGAACUCCGAAACUCAGCGACCCUGGAAAACAUGCGGAAUUCUGCGACCUUGGAUUCCCUUCGGAGCGCCACUGGAACCUUGACUCGAGCUCAGAUCAAUCAAGCAGCCACGACCUUGCAAAGACAAAACGCGACCGUGCGAAGUCCAACUCAGGAAGAGCAGAAUCAAGCAGCUCCUCCAAGAGAACCUAGGUAUAUAUUCAUGGAAACGAGAAAGUGUUCCAAUCUGGGAAUUUCUCUGGUGGGAGGAAACAGUGUUGGGAUCUUUGUUCACACCGUCCAACCUGGAUGUCUCGCUGAAGAAGCUGGACUUCGAACUGGAGAUCGAAUUCUAGAGUUUAAUGGAGUUGAUUUAACCAAUGCAACUGCUGAGAAGGCUGCUGUGGAAUUAGCAAAGCCAACAGACAAAGUGACGCUGGUUGCUCAGUAUAUGCCCGAGAGGUACAAUGAAGUGAAGGAUAAGCCUGGGGAUAGUUUCUACGUCAAGGCGAUGUUCGAUCGAGUUGGAGAAGUCGGAGAAAGAAUGCACAUGAGGUUUAAUAAGGAUGAUAUUCUUUAUGUGGAUAAUACCAUGUUUAAUGGAACACCCGGACACUGGAGAGCUUGGCUGAUUGAUCAUAAUGGAAAGAAAAUGACAUGCGGCAUCAUUCCCAGUAAAUCAAAGUAAGUUGAUAACGAGGGAUUGGCUAGUCGAUUUUUUAGUGUAAUCCAAUUUCAAUAUUUCACAUAGAUUUAAAAAGAUUUCAGAAAAAUUUUAAACAUUUCACAGAGACGCAGUUUCUUCCGUCGAAAGAAACAGCAUACGAGAUCAUCAAGUAGAGACAGCAAAGAACUAUCGCACCUUACGGGUGUAAAUAUGGGAUGGUAUAGCGACAGUGGAACACUCAACGAAGAAAAUUUCCCAGCUAGUUACCAACGAGUUGAAAGGCUUGAUUAUCCGGCUUUGAGACCCAUUCUAUUAAUUGGUCCUCUUAGUGAAUGCGUGUUGGGAAGGUUACUACAAGAAUGCCCAGGGGAAUUCAUUAGGUGUCUUCCGGAACCGAUGCACUAUUCGCAAGCGACACUCGAGCAAGGACUACGGGAUUCGAAUUAUGUCGAUUAUAGAAAGAAAGGAAGUUACUUUGAAUGCACGACUGUACAAGCUGUAAAAGCAAUAUGUGAAAAAAGUGUCCACUGUAUUCUCGACAUUUCGAUUGCCUCGAUCGAACGACUUCACAGGCAUCAGAUUUAUCCCAUCGUUUUGCUGAUUAAAUUCAAGAGCACAAAACAUAUUAAGGAAGUUAAGGAUUCGAGGUAUCCUAGCGAAAAGGUCAGUGCGAAGGCUGCGAAAGAAAUGUACGAACAAGCACUUAAGUCAGAGGCUGAGUACCGGCAUGUCGUCUCCGCAAUUAUUCCAGCAGGAGCGAGCAUAAAAGAAAUCGUCGACCAAGUAAAGGAAACCAUUGAAGCCGAGCAAAGCAAAGCCCUAUGGGUUCCACGAGGACCCACCUGACAUUCGAGGGGGGGUCCCCACAAACCGCAGUGGAAAUCAAUCUAAAUUCCAUCCGGGGGCCCUUUCAUCGAAAAUACGUAAAAUUACAAAUCUUUAUCAAAUUGUUAUUUAUGGUCUCGAUCUCGAAUCACAAUUCUUUCUCAUUAUCAGAGCAAAACCUCACUGAAUAACCUCUUUUUCUCCAUUCGUCCAAGAAAAAAAGCUCAUUCGGUUUCUUCUUGCUCAACUCUCGUUGGUUGUGAUAUUUCAGAAUUCCGGUUUUCCAAUUUCACUUCUUUAUUCACAUUCAUCUCCCCCCACACAGUAUUGUAAUGUUAUUCGUUUCUAAUCACGAUGGCAGUAUUCUCACCUACGUUAUAGUUCUUCUUGAUUUAAUUACUGCCAGCUGGUUUUACCUGGCAGAAUUUUCGCGACUAUUUCCUUAGCACUGAAGUAUUGCCAUCUCUUUAAGCUCUUAAGGGGAGAUAAAAAGGAUAAUUUAGCAAGCAUAAUAGCGUAAAGGAAAGCACAGUCUGUGCAAUUCAGUGAGACCAUAAGUGAGUGACUGUAUCGAUUAAUUGACUCGUUAUUCGUAUUUAAACGUGGCCCUUUUAUUAGCUUAUUUAUCAAUUAGAAAAGAAACGAGAUACAGUUGAAAACUUUAGAAUUUUUUAGAGGGUGGCCACUGGUUCAGUAACAAUGGGAAAUGACAGUGAUUUAUGUUUUAAUCUGAAUUUUUUAAAUUUUAGUAGAAAAACGUAUACUGUUACUUAAAACUGUAUUAUUUCGAUACCACAUGAAUUUGUGCUUUUGAGUUUGAUCUGAAUUUUGUUUGCAAUUUAUACGACUCCGCAAUUUUAAAUUGUAGAAUUUUAAGCGCUUACAAUUUUCAAAUGUUCCAUUUUUAAAAGCUUCUACAAAAAAUCGACUCCAAGCGAAGUUAUUGUGUUAAUAAUGUAAGAAGAUAUUACAACGUUUUUAGGCUGAUUUGAAAGAUUUUCUAUAGAAAUGCAUAAUAUUUCAGAUUAUUUGGAAUUUUAGGCAAAUUUUACGAAAUGUAUAAGAUUAUUAAUUAUGUAUGUAAAUUUCAAACAUGUGUUUUUUUGAGUUAAUCAUAUUUUAAAUUUUCACAAUUUUCAUCACAAGUUGAAAAAAAUUCCAUGAAAUAUCUUUAAAAUGAGCCCAAAAAAAUUGUAAAAUGUUUAGUAUUAUGAUAUAUAUUAAUAAUUUACGAACGCACUGAUAUUGGCACAUUUUAUAUUCGCUUGGUGUUGAUUUUCUGAAGAAUUUGGAUGUAUUUUAUAAUAAUUUGGAGAAAAAAGGUUAUACUGUAAUAGCGAAAUUCUAAGAAAAAUGUAUUUUUAAGCAUGAACUUCUUUGUAUUUUAUGAGAUUCUUCAGUUUUAAUUGAUCAAUUUACUGUUUUAAACCCCUU